CGUGGGCGGGCGGAUUUAUGCGGAUUCCUUACUUAAGGGGCACCGUAUAUAAAUCAAGUCUUGAAAGACCAAGGAUCACCCCCAAGCAGUCCCCAUCUCUUUCCCCAGCCUACUGUUCUCUUUGCCAACCACACACCUACAACGAUGGCAACCCAAGUCCAGGUCGAAAACGCCCUACUCGUCAAGGCCCGCGCCAGCGGCAGCAAGGAAGACUGCAUGGCGCUCUACGACACCUGGGCGACAUCCUACAACCAGGACCUCACCGAUGCCUCCCAGAGCUACGUCGCCCCGUUUACCGUCGCGCAAGCCGCACUCCAGCUCACCAAGAUCCCGGACGCGCGCAUCCUCGACGCGGGCUGCGGCACCGGCCUCGUCGGCGAGGGCCUCACCCGAGGCGCCGGCCAUGCAACAUCACUAACCAUCGACGGCCUAGACUUAUCGCCUGCGAUGCUGGCGGUCGCCGCCAACACCGGGGUGUAUCGCACCCUCACGAGAGCCGAUCUCACGCAACCAGUCGCCCUGCCCGCCGAGACCUACGACAUCGUGACCUGCGCCGGCACCUUCACCCACGGCCACGUGGGGCCGGACCCCGCGCUCCGCGAGUUCAUCCGCAUCCUGAAGACAGACGGGCUGAUUGUGGCGACUAUUCUGGACGAGGUGUGGGUGUCCAUGGGGUUUGACGCAGAGAUCGCGAGGCUGGUGGCCGAGGGCCUGGUGCGAGUAGUCAGUGUCGAGCUCACCGACUAUCGGAAGGGGUGGGACAAGGCGCGGCUGGUGGUGCUGGAGAAGACCGCGACUGCUUGAUAUUUUGCCCAUGCGCCCAACGUGUAUCCAGAGUUUGCUCGAAUCAUCACCCAAUGCGACAUCGAACCGACUGGCGACUUGGCCCCGUGCGACAUCCCCAAUGCGAUCUGUUCCCGAG
Molecule: messenger RNA, 922 nt
Organism: Aspergillus brunneoviolaceus CBS 621.78
Lineage: Eukaryota; Fungi; Ascomycota; Eurotiomycetes; Eurotiales; Aspergillaceae
Product: class I SAM-dependent DNA methyltransferase
Exons: 1
Coding region: 145-804 (219 amino acids)
Molecular function (GO): S-adenosylmethionine-dependent methyltransferase activity
Source: RefSeq, a predicted model, not a curated record